AUGCCUAAUAUCAAGUACUUAAAUUUGAAGGGUGCAAAAGUCAAUCGGGAUGGUCUUGUCAUGUUGCUGCGCGGAUGCAAAGAUCUGGUGAUGUUGGACGCCAGAGAUUGUUCUGGUUUCGAUGAGAAUGACGAUGAAAUAUCAAAGCUUGUGUCUCAUAUUAGUAAAUUUAUGUGCGAGGGUUCUGAAUUUCCUGAAUUUCUUUGUGGUAUGGACAAUUUUGUUCUUCCUGUUGAUGGAUACUCAUUUCAUCUACAUGUGGAGGAGACGUGGGAUGAAAUGCUCAAUGAUUUGCGCGAUGCGUUCAAUGAUUUGGGCGACGAGGAAUGA
Messenger RNA from Prunus armeniaca (apricot), 330 nucleotides. The record is from the annotation of a GenBank genome assembly. NCBI's taxonomy places the organism in Eukaryota, Viridiplantae, Streptophyta, Magnoliopsida, Rosales, Rosaceae.